This is a messenger RNA of Solea solea (common sole), 4210 nucleotides long. RefSeq lists its product as uncharacterized. Bases 123 to 824 code for a protein of 233 amino acids. The transcript has 8 exons. NCBI's taxonomy places the organism in Eukaryota, Metazoa, Chordata, Actinopteri, Pleuronectiformes, Soleidae. The record is from RefSeq and is a predicted model, not a curated record.
UUAUCAGCGAAUUUCAUCUCUACCAGCGACUAUCAACGGUUUUAAAGACCUUCUUCAUCGUGUGGACCGGACUAAAGCAGCAGCAGAGCAGCAGAACCAGUGGAACCAGCGGAGGAUCGAAGAUGCCUCGUCUCAAAUGCCACAACUGCUCCAGUGUGGCCAAGAAGAGGAUGGAGAAGCACCUGGCUGCGGUGGUGGAGUCUGCGCCCCGGGGCUCCACCAGCUUUGUGCCACUGGCUCCCGGUCCCUCACGUCGAGGCACUGGUCGUCGCCACCGUGUGAGCACCUGGCCAGUUUCAACCCUGACUGGCAGGAGUCACAAAGUGGUCAUCCCGGCCGAGUCACCUGACAAGAAGUUUGUUUUUCUUGUCGGGGAUUCCCACCUGCGCGGCAUCGUUGAUGGCAUCGUGGAGUUUCCGGACGAGUUCCUUUCCUUUGGUGCCAUGUCGACGCUGGGGGCCUGCGCCAGGGAGCUGACGAUUGAGUUGCUGCAGUGGACUUCGAGCAGCUCCUCAUCAGUGCCUUGUCUCGGUGGCCGAAGGCUGUUGCAGAAGAUUUGUUAUAACGUGGACCUGGAUCUGCAGGAGCUCUUUCGCCAAGAGUUCCACCGCGUGGCAACACGGAUGCAUAUUUCGAUCUUAACUACCGGCACUACGCCCAAAGUUGAACGCUGCACGUCAUGCUGCAAGCAAUUUCACUGCCCCCUGUUCCUAAAAGUGAAACCUACAAAGUUGUCCAAGCUGCAGAGCCACUUAGAGGCACACACUAAAGGUGGCAUUUUAUUUAAAGACCAGUGCGGUGGUCAAAGUGGUGGAUCACUGUAAAAAAGCAGUGGAAUGGGUGCAGGCGAAUCAACACUUGUUUGCAGCCAGAGUGGAGAUGCCUCAGAUUUUGAACAUGAACAGCACCCAAACUGAGGAGGCUGUGCAGGAAAUGGGAAAGCUGUUUGACACCAUGGAUCUGAAUGAGGAAGAGAAAGAAUUAAUUCUUGAGCCUUUUAAAUUUAUUUUUUACCAGAUUGAAGAUAUGUGGCUCUUCUGUGAAGAGAUUAUGGACAAACGAGGGUACUUGGCGUACUGUGAGUACAAAGAGUAGAAAGAAAAAAAAAAAAAGUUAAAAUUGUGGAAAAAGUUGUUGUUAAAACACUAAUAAUUAAAAUCAUUAAAAAAACUGCUUAGGAGAUAUUGGUUAUCUGGGUCAUGUAACUAGGUAUUCAGUAAUUCACUUUGAAUACACAAAGCUAAGUUCAUUUUAAAUCAUCAACCCUCACACCCUCCAUGUGGUCCAACAGCACAAGGUAAGAACAUAGCACAAACAAUAUUAAGCAAUUAUUAAAUGAAUUAUGAGGUGUUAUAAUUGCAAACAAACAUAAGAUAUGCCUAUAUAAAAAAAAAUAAGUAAAUCAAUAUGUAAAUGGAUCCAGCAGUGCAGGGGGCUACAUUUUCAAUGAUAAAUAAUGGUAUAGAAGCAAAGAACAGUCAGCAAUAGGUUGGAGUGUAGAUGCAUUAUGCCAUCACACAUUAAGGUGUAUUUACAGAGAUUUAUUGUUUAAAUAUGAAUUUGUAGUGCAGACUAAACUAACAGCUGUCCUUUUUGUGAAUUAUAUUAAAUUAAAAUACUGGCGUAAAAUAAUGCAUGUUUUGAGUAGGCUAAUAAUGUUUAUAGGGGAUCAUAACAAUAGCUGUACAUCUAGUUUGCACUGAUUAUCUGUAGAAUAACCCUAGAAGUGGUCAUAACGUUGUGUAUUUUCUUUUUUUUAUAUAUAUAAUAUUUUGUUUGUUUUUUAUCUUGACAUUUUCCUGAGUUUUUUUCACCUUAUACAGUUGAACUGGAAAGAUAUACAGGUUUUUUUUAAAUCUCUUUCAUUAAACACAUGGAUACACAUAAACAUAUUUACAUUGUAAACAUAAAAUAAAGAUCCAAGAAACAUUGGGAACGAAACAUACGUGCUUCCGGUAUGCUCGCUUUUAUUUUGAAAGGCUUCGAAUCAACUUCCGGUCCUUACAGUGCAGGUCUGCAGCUAGACUGUCUUGCUUAGGGGAGGGGGCCUGACGAAGAAAUGGUUCAAAGACCCCAUGAAACAACGACAGAGGAAGAGAGUUACCCUGCCCGGAGGAAGCCUGGGGCCCCCGCCUGGAGCCAGGCCCAGACGGAGGGCCCGUGAACUAGUGCCUGGUGGCCAGGUCUACUACGGGGCCUGGUGCUUGAGAUGGAGAUGGGAGAUGGAGCGCUACCAGUUAGAUCUGGUGGGGCUUACCUCCAUGCACAGCCUUGGCUCUGGAACAACACUCCUGCAUAGGGGAUGGAAGUUUUUCUUCUCCGGAGUUGCCCAGGGUGUAAGGCGCCGGGCUGGUGUGGGGAUAAUCAUGAGCCCUCGGCUGAGCGCCACUGCGUUGGAGUUUACCCCAGUGUACGAGAGGGUCACCUCCCUGCGCCUUAGGGUUGGGGGGGGGGAAAAGCCCUGACUGCUGUUUGUGCCUAUGCGCCGAACAGCAGCUCGGAGUAUCCGGCCUUCUUGGAGGCCCUAGAUGGAGUCUUUUGGGGUUUGGGGUCCCUUGCUGAAACUGCUGCCCCCGUGACCCGGCCCCGGAUAAGCGGAGGAUGAUGAUGAUGAUGAUAAUGGCUUUGUUGAAUCUUUCAGAGCGACAUACUUUUGUAGGUUCUGUCUGACAAAUAAGGAAGAAAUUCAGUCUGUUUUUUCUGAGGGUAACCCAGAACUUACUCUGCGCUCCAGAGAGCUUUAUAUUGAACAUUGUAAUGCACCAAGUGAAGAUCCUGCUCUAAUUACUGUUUAUGAUGUUAAAAAACCUUGUGUGCUUGAUUCAUUACAGUACUUCCAGUGUACUGAUAAUUUUGCAGUUGAUAUAAUGCAUGAUUUGUUGGAGGGUGUCGUACAGUAUGAGCUUAAGCUGUUUUUCCAGUACCUGCUUAAAAAUUGGUUACAUCUCUAUGAACACGUUGUCAGAUAGGAUACAGAGUUUUAAUUAUGGACACAUGUAACGUAAAAACGAGUCACUUAAAAAUUGAGGACAACAGCAAGCACUUAGGUUUAAAUGCAAUUCAGUCAUGGUGUAUUCUACGCAAUACCCCACUUAUUUUUGGUGAUGUUGUUGAAAGGGACAAUAAUCACUAUGCAAUAUGCACUGAAACAUCCCAUGAUGACCUACCUGUAUUUAAGAAAAUAUGUAAUAUCAUAAUACAUAAACAACGUGCUUUCAUAAUAGGCUGCGCUGUUGAAACACUGUACUUCGAUGAACAUUUUCAUGCAUACUGUAUAAAAGAGAAAAAUAAUGAACCUAUUGUGAUUUUCAUUGACCAGCUGACGUAUUUUAGACCGUUUGAUAAGCAAUACUCUAAUGAGAGUGAGAGGACAUACAGUGUGCCUUACUGUUGCAUGGGUGAGACAGUGAGACCACACCCUGGAGACAAUAGACGAAACGUCAUCACUCUGUAUAUUCUGCUCUAUGAUUAUCUGUAAAUGAAUUAAUCAACUUGGUUCAAACUUCAUCAGUUGGGGACAGUCCCACCUCUGAAGUGUGUAGGUCUGAUGUUCUCAGUGCAGGAAGUAGACAAGUCAAGGUGGCUCAACUGUCAUGUGAAAAGACCCCAUGGUGAUUAAAAGGUCCUCAGACGGAAAUAGCAUUCCUGAGUAAAUCACAAUGGAUAUGUAAAUGUAAAGUGUCUGUAUUCUGGUGGGAUAUCUUGGAUAUAAGGGACAGAGCUCCCAUUCACCGUUGAGUUGGACUGCUUAACAGAAGCUCCCACACAUCAACUGUGUGUCACACAACUUCCUGGCUGUAUUUUCUACCACUGGACAUUUCAAUAAACUGGUCUGUUAACCCUUCAUUUCUAAUAUUGCCUUGUUGAGACUUUUGUUCUAAAUAGUUAAGAAUCUGUUAUUGAAGAUUUAUUUAGUCUAGUUAUAUGGUGAGAUUUAACACUCAUACCCUCCACCUCUGAGUUGAAUAGAAAAGAUUGAGUAUCAUGUCCUGUAAACUGUUGAGUUACAUUUCUGACCUCUGAAUACUUCAACCUAGGCAUUAGGGCUAAUCUUCUAUGUGGAAAAGGGUCACUGAGUGGUUUUUAUAAUAUAAACCAUCCCUGAACUAGACCAGUGUCAGAUUUCUUGACAAUAGGAUUGAAUUCUUAAAAGGUUUACAUUUUAAAUGAUUGGUUAACUUUAAUUCCCACAAUAUUUAAAAGUAAAGUU